CGUCUCACACAAGGUUCUAACAGCCCAUUUUGCAAUGUGACAAUAUGACCUCCCCACAACCGUCGAAACGCAAGGAUAGACCGUGUGAUGCAUGUAGGAAGCGAAAGAGUCGAUGCGUCCUCGAAGACGACUCCCCUAUCUGCGUGCUCUGCAAGUUCCACAAUCAGGAAUGUACAUUCGUCCAGAACCCACAGUCUCGGAAACGGAAAGCUCCUCAAGAUGGAGACGAUCCCGAAGUUUCAAAGCGCAGGCAGUCCAAUUCGUCUUCUGUGACGAAGAAAUCCCCAAGGACUCAAAUACGUGUUAUUCGUACCACGAAUGGAACAGGUGUUGAAGAGUAUGAUGAUUUGGAGGGUCCGAGUCUGUUGAAAAAGACUCUUGGGCUGCAGAACAAGCACCACAGCCAAUUCGUCGGAGCUACGCGGGGGUUGGAGCCUUCUCUCUUGGGCAAAAAUUCACACUCGGGAAAGUCCGAAGUUCAGCUCAUGGGAGGUUCAUUGAGGAGGGUGAGUUCUAGUGAGGCAUUUCUAUUGCUUCCGGAUCCGGGAACUCAGGGUUAUGAGGACGAGCUUGACGAUUUGGAUAAAAUUGAAGCCAUUGUGAGACCACAUGGCAAGGCACUUGUGGCGAUGUACUUCAGAAUUGUGUUUCCAAGCUUCCCAAUUGUUCACAAGGAAGUGUACUUGGAAAAGUACAAUAGAUCAUACAGAGAGUUCUCCCCGCCACUUCUGGCUGCUGUUUACCUUCUAGCGCUUCAGUAUUGGUCAUAUAACGACCAACUCAAUAGCUUCAAAAAACCAGAUGUACAAGAAUUGGAGAAGCUGGCUAGGAAAGCUUUCGGUGACACAAUCCAUCGCCCAAAACUAUCGACUGUCCAAGCUGGACUCCUACUUCUGCAACAUACCGACGCAGACUCAGCUGAGUUGACAGCACAGCUCAUCAGUGUUGCUUACGGACUAGGUCUUCACCUAGAUGCUUCAAACUGGAAUAUCCCCGAUUGGGAAAAGGGCCUUCGCAAACGUCUCGGCUGGGGUCUUUACAUGCAGGACAAGUGGAAUAGUCUCGGCAGCGGACGGCCGGCAUUGAUAAAUUCUUCGAACUGGGCCCUGAAUGCUGUUACUGAUGCCGACUUUCCGGAGAGAGUUGAGGAUGAGCAAGAAGGAAGUUCUGAGGUGCAAAAAGGCAGGAUUCUUUUCAGUCACAUGAUAUCGCUGUCUGAAAUAUUGGCGGAUCUCCUUGAGACGGUGUUCACAGUCAAGACGACGAGAGAUAUCGCAAAUGCAGGCCCAAAUGGCCUGACUAUCGUCCUGGAAAAAGUCAAACCUGUCCAACUUCGCCUUAAAGAGUGGUUCACCAACCUCCCAGACUGCCUUUCCAUGGAAAACACCCACGUAAUGAAACUCAACUCAGUAGGCUAUCUCCGCCUCGCAUAUAUCGCCACCGAAAUAUCUCUCCAUAGGCGCAUCCUCCUUGCUCUCUCCCCAUCCACCGAUCCACAGCUCUACAGAAUCUGUCGAUCAGUAGCCCACGAACGAUUCAUGUUCGCUAUCGACUUUGUCCAAUCUCUCAAACCUCAACAUCUCUCUAGUUUCUGGUAUUUCGCAUCACCACAGAACUUCGCUUUGAUAAGCGUGUUCGGCACCUUACUUUUAUCCACGGUCUCAACCCAAGAAGAAGGCGAGUUCUACCGUAUGAAACUCAAAGAAUACCGCUGGACCUUGAAAAUCAACAGCGAAAACGGUGCGCGGUACAUGAAGCCCGCUAUGGUCCUCCUAGAUGCCAAUCUCGGCCUGCUAGAAGAAGCCAGCACUCACACUGUCCUUACUCGACCACCGGCCACGCCUUCUACAACUCUCGAGCAUCACAGUAUUGAGAGUGGUAGCAUUGCAUCUGAGAGCACGGAUCAAUUCUCUUUCACGAAUGCACAUAUACCUGUGACUGGAGACUUUCAUUCGCCAAGUCAGUUCUCGUUUGACACGCCGUACUUUUCAAGACAGUAUCAUGAUGAUGCUGAGCCAGUGGGGGCCUAUGAUAAUGCAACGGGAAAUGUGGAGGCUCAGACGCAAGACUUCGGCUUUGGUGGGGGUGCGAAUGCCGGGCUUUGGUCGUAUUGAUUUGAAAGAUGUGGAAGACAUCUUGCCUCAGUUUGAGAGGUUGUUGAAGACGAUCCAUCCGAAGGAAACGUCGCCAUAGUCAUGACGGGGACCAUGUUUGGGAUCCGGAUGCUCAAAACCCGAGCUGGGCGAUUUGUAUCACAAGUCACACAUCGAGGUUGGCUAUGAGGGUGUCGAAGCAAUGCCCUGUGGUACAGUACUCAAGGACUCGGUGCCAUUGGGCUUCGGCUUAGUCCGAAGAAGACCUUCCGGCUUUCCAGAAAUAAAGACUUAGCCAUAGUUGAGUGCAACGGCAAGACGAUAUAUUAACACCUUUUGAGGAGAGUGGGCCAUACGAGGCUCCAUCAUACGAAUUGGACGUGAAGUUCAAGACGCCAAUGCUGCGACCGACAGAGAUUGCGCUCACGUAAUUCAGG
Molecule: messenger RNA, 2530 nt
Organism: Cadophora gregata
Lineage: Eukaryota; Fungi; Ascomycota; Leotiomycetes; Helotiales; Ploettnerulaceae
Product: Fungal specific transcription factor
Exons: 6
Coding region: 45-2114 (689 amino acids)
Biological process (GO): DNA-templated transcription
Cellular component (GO): nucleus
Molecular function (GO): zinc ion binding; DNA binding; DNA-binding transcription factor activity, RNA polymerase II-specific
Source: RefSeq, a predicted model, not a curated record